CUCGGGGCUCGCGGAACCAUGGUGAAGUUGGGGAACAAUUUCGCGGAGAAGGGCAGCAAGCAGCCGCUGCUGGAGGAUGGCUUCGACACCAUCCCCCUGAUGACGCCCCUCGAUGUCAAUCAGCUGCAGUUCCCGCCCCCGGAUAAGGUGAGGGCAAAAACCAAGACGGAGUACGAGCCCGAGCGCAAGAAGGGGAAAGCGCGCCCGCCCAAGAUCGCCGAGUUCACCGUCAGCAUCACCGAGGGCGUCACCGAGAGGUUCAAGGUCUCGGUGCUGGUCCUCUUUGCCCUGGCCUUCCUCACCUGCGUCGUCUUCCUGGUGGUCUACAAGGUGUACAAGUACGACCGCGCCUGCCCCGAUGGGUUCGUCCUCAAGAACACGCAGUGCAUCCCGGAAGGCCUGGAGAGCUACUACGCGGAGCAGGACUCGAGCGCCCGGGAGAAGUUCUACACCGUCAUCAACCACUACAACCUGGCGAAGCAGAGCAUCACCCGCGCCGUGUCGCCCUGGAUGUCCGUCCUGUCCGAGGAGAAGCUGUCCGAGCAGGAGACCGAGGCCGCCGAGAAGUCGGCUUAGCCGGCCGGGGAGGUUCUUUCCCGGGUGUCGCUCGCAGGUAGCCGAGGGACUCGGAGGGACGUUCCAUUCGACGUAAUUACCAGUAAUUUAGAGGAUUACUCAUUUAAGGUGCAAUCGCUUCUGUUUGCUACUGCUGCUUUGCAAAAAGAAAAAAAAACCCAGCCCUUGCCGCCGCCCGCCCGCGGGUGUGAG
Messenger RNA from Perognathus longimembris pacificus (Pacific pocket mouse), 768 nucleotides. It is a transcript of the gene Nsg1, whose product is annotated as neuronal vesicle trafficking associated 1. Lineage: Eukaryota; Metazoa; Chordata; Mammalia; Rodentia; Heteromyidae. Gene Ontology annotation, cellular component: endosome; membrane. Gene Ontology annotation, biological process: G protein-coupled dopamine receptor signaling pathway; endosomal transport; clathrin coat assembly. Gene Ontology annotation, molecular function: clathrin light chain binding. The record is from RefSeq and is a predicted model, not a curated record.